Polyodon spathula (Mississippi paddlefish) is the source of this 7760-nucleotide messenger RNA. RefSeq names its product protein tyrosine phosphatase receptor type Ub (gene ptprub). Gene Ontology annotation, cellular component: membrane. Gene Ontology annotation, biological process: protein dephosphorylation. The record is from RefSeq and is a predicted model, not a curated record. Bases 157 to 4509 code for a protein of 1450 amino acids. The transcript is spliced from 31 exons. NCBI's taxonomy places the organism in Eukaryota, Metazoa, Chordata, Actinopteri, Acipenseriformes, Polyodontidae. Gene Ontology annotation, molecular function: protein tyrosine phosphatase activity; protein binding.
UCAGUUUUGUGCCUGACUCCGUGUUCCAGCCACUCUCUGGAGCGUUUUCAGUAUCAUUUCAGCAGGAAAUCAGGAAUCUAUGGUCUUCAGUCCCGAACUCUGGUAUAGACGCUGUCGCGGUCAGGACUGCCGCUGCUUCCAAACUGGACUACAGCAAUGGAAACGAGGGUUUUGAUCCUGCUGUUAACCUUACACAUUUAUACAGAAGGCAACGAAACGCCAACAGGUGGUUGUACCUUCGAUGAAGACUCUGAUCCCAGCCUUUGUGAGUACAGCCAGGGCGAGGAAGAUGAUUUUGACUGGCAGCUGGUCAACACCUAUCCAGCGCCGCACUCCACUUCUGACCUCCUGCACGGCUCCUACAUGAUGGUGAACUCCUCCCAGCAUGCCUCAGGGCAGCGUGCCCGGCUGCUCCUGCAGAGGCUCAGUGAGAAUGACACGCACUGCGUCCAGUUCAGCUACUUCCUGUACAGCCGGGAUGGGCACAGCCCCGGAGCUCUGCAUGCUUUCGUCCGGGUUAACAAUGGCCCACUGGGUAGCUCUGUCUGGAACAUCUCGGGCUCACAUGGGCGGCAGUGGCACCAGGUGGAGCUGGCCGUGAGCACCUUCUGGCCAAAUGAGUACCAGGUCCUUUUCGAGGCCACAGUCUCCAAGGAGCGUCGUGGAUACAUCGGGAUGGAUGACAUCUUGAUUCUGAACUAUCCGUGCUAUAAAGCCCCCCACUUCUCACGGCUGGGGGAUGUGGAGGUGAACGCGGGACAGAAUGCCACGUUCCAGUGUGUGGCAUCAGGACGAGCCUCGGAGACGGAGAGAUUCCUCCUGGAGAGACACAAUGGGGACCUGACUGCAGCCUCUCAGGUAAAACACCUGAGUCACCGGCGCUUCCUGGCCUCAUUCCAGCUGGACGCUGUGAAGGAGGACGGGGAGGACCUGUACCGCUGUGUCACGCAGUCCCUCCGCGGAUCUGGGGUUUCCAACUUCGCAGAGCUCGUUGUAAAAGUGCCCCCGUCACCGAUCGCUCCUCCCCAGCUGCUGAGGGCUGGCUCCACCUACCUGAUCAUCCAGCUGAAUACCAACUCUAUCCUGGGCGACGGGCCCAUCAUCCGCCGUGAAAUCGAAUACCGGGCCAGCCAGGCGCCUUGGUCCGAGGUGCACGCGGUCAGCAUGGCCACCUACAAGCUGUGGCACCUGGACCCUGAUACAGAGUACCUCAUAAGCGUCUUGCUGAGCCGUCCCGGAGAAGGGGGCACAGGCAGGCCCGGACCACCGCUCAUCAGCCGUACCAAGUGUGCAGAACCCAUGCGGGCGCUAAGGGGACUGACGGCUUUAGAGAUCCAGUCCCGCCAGCUGACUUUGCAGUGGGAGCUGCCGGGCUACAACCUCACUCGUUGCCACACCUACUCUGUGUCUCUGUGCUACCACUACGGGAUAGGUGGUAGCGACAGGCACAACACCACAGUGCGGGAGUGCCUGACCAUGGAUCACAAUACCUCCCAGUACACCCUCCAGGACCUGCCUCCCUACCGCACCGUCCACAUCCAGAUGGCACUCUCCAACCCCGAGGGCAAGAGAGAGAGCAAGGAGGCCACCUUUCAGACUGAAGAGGACCUUCCGGGUGGCAUCGCAUCCGAUUCCCUCUCUUUCACCCCCCUGGAAGACAUGAUUUUCCUGAAAUGGGAGGAACCACUGGAACCAAAUGGACUCAUAACCCAGUAUGAGAUCAGUUACCAGAGUAUCGAAUCUUCAGACCCUGGAGUCAGCGUGCCCGGCCCUCGCCGCACCGUCUCCAAGCUGCACAAUGAGACCUACCACAUGUUCUCCAACCUGCAGCCUGGGACCACCUACCUGUUCUCCGUCCGGGCCCGCACUGGCAAGGGCUUUGGCCAAACAGCCCUCACCGAGAUCACCACCAACAUCUCCGCUCCUGUGUUUGAUUACGGAGACAUACCUCCACCUCUCGGCGAAUCAGAAAGUACCAUUACUGUACUUCUGAGGCCUGCCCAAAGCAGGGGAGCUCCAGUCAGCAUGUACCAGGUGGUUGUGGAGGAAGACAGACCCAAGAAGGUGAAGCGAGAGCUGGGAAACUUGGAGUGUUUCCCUGUCCCCACUACACACCAGGAGGCCCAAGCCAAGGGAGGCGUACACUACUACACCGCCGAAAUACCGCCCAGCAGCCUGCCAGAGGCCAUGCCCUUCACCGUUGGAGACAACCACACGUACAAUGGCUACUGGAACACACCACUUGACCCCAGGAAGGCCUUCCUCAUCUACUUCCAGGCCCUGAGCAAUUUCAAAGGGGAAACAAGAAUCAACUGCGUUAGAAUUGCUCGUAAAGCUGCCUGCAAGGAUGCGAAGCGUGCCUUGGAGGUGUCCCAGCACUCGGAGGAGAUGGGUCUGAUUCUGGGCAUCUGUGUCGGGGGGCUGGUGGCUCUCAUCCUGCUCCUGGGUGCAGUCAUCAUCAUCAUCAAGAAGGGAAGGGACUACUAUUCCUACUCUUACUACCCUAAACCAGUGAACAUCAACAAGACGCCCAUCACCUCCCGGCAGGAGAAGACACACAUGAUUGGCUCGAUGGACAGGAGCUUCACUGAUCAGAGCACACUGCAGGAAGACGAGCGCAUGGCCCUGUCCUUCAUGGAUGCUCAGAACUGCAGCAACAGAAGCGAGCAGCGCAGCACAGUGAAUGAGUCGAGCAGCCUCCUGGGGGGCUCCCCGCGACGGCAGUGCGGGCGGAAGGGGUCCCCCUAUCACACGGGACAGCUGCACCCCGCUGUCCGCGUGGCUGACCUGCUCCAGCACAUCAACCAGAUGAAGACCGCUGAGGGCUAUGGGUUCAAACAGGAGUACGAGAGUUUCUUUGAUGGCUGGGAUGUAUCCAAGAAAAAGGACAAGACAAAGGGUAGACAUGACAGUCUUCUGGCUCAUGAUCGCCAUCGAGUCAAGCUGCACCCAAUACUAGGGGACCCGAACUCGGACUACAUUAACGCCAAUUAUAUUGACAUUCGGAUAAACAGAGAAGGUUAUCACAGAUCAAAUCACUUCAUAGCAACACAAGGUCCCAAACAGGAGUCGGUGUAUGACUUCUGGAGGAUGGUGUGGCAGGAGAACUGCUUCAGCAUAGUCAUGAUCACCAAGCUGGUGGAAGUUGGGAGGGUGAAAUGCUGCAAGUAUUGGCCUGAUGAUACAGAAAUAUACGGGGACAUUAAGAUUACACUUCUGAAUACAGAGACGUUGUCGGAGUAUACAGUUCGUACAUUCACCCUGGAGAGGAGGGGUUACUCAGCAAAACAUGAAGUGCACCAGUUCCACUUCACAUCGUGGCCUGACCACGGGGUACCCUACCACGCCACGGGGCUGCUGGCCUUCAUUCGCAGAGUCAAGGCCUCCACGCCGCCCGACGCCGGCCCAGUCGUCGUGCACUGCAGUGUUGGGGCUGGAAGGACAGGUUGCUACAUCGUCCUGGAUGUCAUGCUGGAUAUGGCAGAGUGUGAGGGAGUGGUGGACGUUUACAACUGUGUCAAGACUCUCUGCUCGCGACGCAUAAACAUGAUCCAGACAGAGGAGCAGUACGUUUUCAUCCACGAUGCCAUCCUGGAGGCCUGUCUGUGUGGCGAAACCGCUAUCCCCGUCAGUGAAUUCAGUCUUACCUACAAGGAGAUGCUGAGAGUGGAUUCCCAAAGCAACUCGUCACAGCUGAGAGAGGAGUUUCAGACCCUGAACUCGGUGACCCCUCACCUGGACGUAGAAGAAUGCAGCAUUGCUCUGCUUCCACGGAACCGCGAGAAGAACCGCACAAUGGACGUGCUGCCUCCAGACCGCUGCCUGCCCUUCCUCGUCACCACUGAUGGGGAGAGCAACAACUACAUCAAUGCAGCUUUGACCGACAGCUUCAACAGGCCCGCAGCCUUCAUCGUAACCCUGCACCCCCUCCCCGCCACCACCGCUGACUUCUGGAGGCUUGUCUUUGACUACGGCUGCACCUCCCUCGUCAUGCUCAACCAAGUCAAUCAGUCCAACUCGCCAUGGCCCUGUAUGCAGUAUUGGCCUGAGCCAGGACUCCAGCAGUAUGGCCCUAUGCAGGUUGAGUUCCUGUCCCACUCUGCUGACGAUGAUGUCAUCACACGCCUCUUCCGUGUUCAGAAUAUGACACGGUUACAGGAGGGUCAUCUGGUGGUCCGGCAUUUCCAGUACUUGCGGUGGUCCGGCUACCGAGAGGUCCCGGACUCCAAAAAAUCAUUCCUGAACCUGCUGGCACACGUGGACAAGUGGCAGAGAGAAUGUGGCGAGGGGAGAACCGUUGUCCAUUGUCUGAAUGGUGGGGGCCGCAGUGGGACGUUCUGUGCCUGCACUAUGAUUCUGGAGAUGAUUCAGUACCAGCACAUGGUGGAUGUGUUCUACACAGUCAAGACAUUGCGCAACUCCAAACCCAACAUGGUGGAGUCUCUGGAACAGUAUCGCUUCUGCUAUGACUUGGCCCUUGAGUACCUGGAGACCAUCGAUGUGAGAUAGCAGACAGUGACCUGUCAACCAAAAAAAAAACUGGACUACUGCCUGUGUGAAAUAGUUAACACUUAUUAACUCAACUUGGAUUAUGGGCUAAACUGCAGUUCGAGACAGGAUGGGAAGGAGAGGGAUCCACAGAGAUUUUGUCCUCUCCACAUCUUUCCUCUUUGUAUUUUCCUUGCCACUUACUAUUUCAGCCAUAAGUAUGACUUUGUAUGUUUACUGUGGCCUCUCCCUUAUUAAUGAAUGGUGCUUUAAAAAGCUUGGAUAUCUCCACAAGAUUUAUUGAGUGAUUGGUGGAAAAUUGGAGUGUUGGACAAGAAGAGCCAAGGAUAUAGACCAAGAUGAUGUCUUGUGCUUUUGAAGGACCACUUUUUUUACCACUACAUUGAUGUGUGCUGGUACUACCACUCUUCAGAAUGACUGAGGAGGGGUCAAGAUUUACAUUGCCAGUUGUCUUGUUCUAAGGACAUGACUUGCGAGUUGUAUUGAAAACUAGAAUUUAAACAUUUGCUGGGAUGUAGUGGUGAUCCAGCAUCUAAGGAGAAUGCUAAAGGUAAAAGUAACACACUUAAGGGACUGUUCCACAUCUGGGUUGCUGUUUUUCACCAAACAGUAACAUAAACCCAGUCAUGUAGAACCAGAACUGCAAUGUAUAUGUAUUUCAUUAUUUGCAAAAGUUUCUAUAUGUUGUCUGAUGUCCAAGUUUCAUAUACAGUGCAGGACCAUAUUGAAAAAAUCAGAAAAUGCUAUGUAUUUAUUUGAUCGCUGAUGUUUUAAAGAAACGAAUAUGGUCUGUUGCCAUACUCAGUUUUGUUUCAAUAAUUAUCAUCCAAGCAACUGAAGCCAUUAAAGGCUGAAGAUACCAUUGUCUAUGACUGAUCCAAUCGAGUCAAGACAAAAGUCUUAAUUUACUUAAGGCUUUGUAAAUGUAUUUAUUGAUCAGCUUAUUUAUUUUAUGCACUGAUUGCUAUGCCUGGGCUCAAUGUGUUCUCAUUUAUUUUCUUCAGAGCUGUAGAUAACCUUGUUGUCUCCCUCUUGAAAACUGUUGAAGAUGUGCAAAUAAUUUGACUACUUGAAUUGUAAUAAUCUUUUUUUUUUCUUAACUCACAAGGAGAUCUGAUUUAUGUUAAAAAAAAAAAAAAAAAAAAAAAAUCAAUUGACUGACAGCUACUUUGGAGAAAGUGGUUAUUGACCCCUUCAAACCGUAAUAUGUUGUUUUAACCAAAAUUGUUUUGCAAAAGCCAAUACUAUUCAAAGCAUUCUAUAAAAACCAUGCCAUAUAGAAAACUGGGGGGAAAAAAAAACAACUUCUGUCAUUCAGUAUCAUAAUAAUUCAGGUUAGCACCACAGAGUUUCUGUUCUGACAAAAAGGAAAGCUUGCACUGUGCGACUAACAAAACAGAAAUCAUUAAGUUCAGUUGAACACAAUUCACAAAGCCUUUUACUCCAAUGCAUCAUUAGCAUCAGGUGAAAAAUGAAUACUGGAAUUCUUACAUUUUCUACAUUGUUCAUGGAUAGUUUUGUAACUUUGACUGGUGUUUUUAUGUUUAAAAAAAAAAAAAAAAUGCUAAUGACCACUUGGAGUUAAGCCUUUGUGAAUUUGCCUUUUUUAUUGUCUUGAUAACAACCAAAAACAGUUUGAUACAGUUCCUCUGGAAUCUCAACACAAAACCAUUCAAACACACGUGAAGAAACAUUUUCAGUUUUUUUUUUUUUAUUUUAACACGAGGGCCUUCAUUUUUUUUUUUUUUCGCAAAAUGUUAAAAAUAUUCAGAAGUGCAGGUUCGCCCAGUUUGGACAAAGAGUUGAAAUCCCACGUCUGGUAUUGCAUAAAUGUAAUCGCAUGCACAUUAAAUUUGUGUAAUUUUUUGGAUAAAUAAAAUAAAAAUCUAUACUGAAUUAUUUGCACAUCUCCACUAAACAUCCACAUUUCCAAGAUUGUUCCAAAGGGCCUUUCCAAAGGAUGCUGUGAUUUCAUCUGUUAAUCUCAUCGUUCAACAUGCCUCGCAUGUCUGUUUAAUUCCGUUCAGCUUCCAUUAUUUGUAACCAAUCAGAGACUCGAUCUCAAGAAGCCCUCCAAUAGAGUGCUUUUACUUCUGUAUAAAUUACUGCAGCAUCCAUGUGUAUGUACAACACCUAUAAAACAGAUUUUGCUUACAAAAACAUCUAUUUUUCACAAUGGUUAAUGGCUAAUGUUUAACCUCUAAACUGUUAACAUCAUUCCAAAGAUUAAUUACUUUAGACAUGCCAACAGAUAUAUUUGUGAGCAGUGUGUUUCUCAUUUCAAAGGAUUUCCCACAGGUGUAUUCAUAAGCUAGGAAAUGCCAAUACUGUAAAGACUGUGUUAGCUGUCGUGUUCUUAUAUUAUCUAGUGGGUACAUAUAUUCUGAUCCAGAGAAACGUGACAAAAAGAAGUCUUGUUAAAACUCCUAAUUUGUCAAUUUUACUUGGAUUCAUUUGGUGAUCUUUUAGUGUAGUGUUGUAUUGGAAAACUGGAGGUAUUAAACAAAAGGAAGGGGUUUAAUGUUAUUAGUGAUAUGAUUUCCAAAUGUCUAUAUUUGCAUAGUAUGUUUUGAGAUUCUUCAGACAAGAGGAGGAGUUUGGUUGUAGAUUUAGUUUAAAUAUCACAGUGCCUCAAAGCAAGGAAAAUAUGGGACCCAGUGCUUGACUGUGAUCCUUUUAAGCUGGGUAGUAAACCUCUUCCUUGUGACUCCGAGGCAAACUAUAGUGAUGUGCACAGAUUCGAAACCUGAUCCCCAAAACCAUAUUUGGAUUUGGUCCAAUUUGUGUAGGGUGAUUUUUUUUCCUGACUCAUUCAAACUCUUGAUUGUUUAGAACUUAGACCCAAUGAGAAGCAAGGGGAGGUGAGGCUUUCAACUGCCUGAAAGCGAUGUCCAUCAACCUGGCCUCUGCACUUUCGUUCAUCCUACAACCCUCUCAACUCGCUUUACAGCCAAUGAACAUGCUUUAAUCCUGUUUAUCUCGAUUUUAACAGAAAGAGAGUGUUAAAACAAACCAGAACACAAAUCCUUAAUAUUGUAAACUUAUAAAACCAAACUGAACCAAAUGUUGAAACUGAACACUGUUUACACUCCUAGUGGUUAUGGAAGCCUGACAGAAUACCCCACUUUGAAUGUGUUUAUUUCAAUGAUAUUGAUGAUGUAUGUAACUAGUCUGUUGCUGGGCAGAAGAAACCUAAUCAAACAUAACUGGAACACUCCUGAUUUAUUAAAUGUAGUUGACUUUUAACUGUA